Messenger RNA from Glycine soja, 2922 nucleotides. RefSeq names its product pentatricopeptide repeat-containing protein At1g62260, mitochondrial-like. The transcript has 3 exons. Gene Ontology annotation, molecular function: protein binding; RNA binding. NCBI's taxonomy places the organism in Eukaryota, Viridiplantae, Streptophyta, Magnoliopsida, Fabales, Fabaceae. The record is from RefSeq and is a predicted model, not a curated record. Gene Ontology annotation, biological process: RNA modification. Bases 136 to 2085 code for a protein of 649 amino acids.
UGGAACAGAACGCGUAGCAUCUCUUUGGUUUGAUCACACGUAGAAACUUGAAACACAGUUCUUUCAGUUGCACUUACCAAUGAACCAGAGAAGCUCUUAUAAUCUGUGAGACUGUGACAGUAUCUCCGUUUGUUAAUGGCAUCUUUGUACGUAAGACUAAGCAGGAGAAACAUAGUCGAACAACUACCUCGUAUUCGCUGUUGCCAUGUCUCAGCUUCUCCAACCCAUAACUAUAACUCGUCACCGUUAAACCAAUCCAAUAAAAAAUUAUCGAAUCUGAUUCGAAGUGGUAGAAUAAGCGAAGCGAGAACACUAUUCGAUUCAAUGAAGCGCCGAGAUACCGUUACUUGGAAUUCCAUGAUUAGUGGGUACGUGCAGCGGAGGGAGAUCGCCAGGGCGCGCCAACUGUUCGACGAAAUGCCCCGAAGGGACGUUGUGUCUUGGAACCUCAUUGUUUCGGGUUACUUUUCAUGUUGCGGAAGCAGGUUUGUUGAGGAAGGAAGAAGGCUGUUUGAGCUGAUGCCUCAGAGAGAUUGUGUCUCUUGGAACACGGUUAUCAGUGGGUAUGCUAAGAAUGGAAGGAUGGACCAGGCUUUGAAGCUCUUCAAUGCCAUGCCGGAGCAUAAUGCUGUGUCCUACAAUGCUGUGAUCACUGGGUUCUUGCUGAAUGGUGAUGUGGAGUCAGCUGUUGGUUUUUUCAGGACAAUGCCUGAGCAUGAUUCAACCUCUCUCUGUGCUCUUAUAUCGGGGCUUGUUAGGAAUGGUGAAUUGGAUCUGGCUGCUGGAAUUUUGCGUGAAUGUGGGAAUGGGGAUGAUGGGAAGGAUGAUUUGGUGCAUGCUUAUAACACCCUGAUUGCGGGUUAUGGCCAAAGAGGGCAUGUGGAAGAGGCUCGGCGCCUUUUUGAUGGGAUUCCAGAUGAUGACGAUGAUGGCAAUGAAGGUAAAAGGAGAUUCAGGCGAAAUGUGGUAUCGUGGAAUUCGAUGAUGAUGUGCUAUGUGAAAGCGGGGGAUAUAGUUUUUGCCAGGGAACUCUUUGAUAGGAUGGUGGAGCGGGAUAACUGUUCUUGGAACACUCUGAUCAGUUGCUAUGUUCAAAUCUCCAACAUGGAAGAGGCUUCAAAGCUUUUCAGGGAAAUGCCUAGUCCUGAUGUACUUUCGUGGAAUUCAAUAAUAUCUGGGUUGGCACAGAAGGGUGACUUGAAUCUUGCAAAAGAUUUCUUUGAGAGGAUGCCCCACAAAAACCUGAUCUCAUGGAACACAAUAAUAGCUGGUUAUGAGAAAAAUGAAGACUAUAAGGGUGCUAUUAAGCUAUUUUCUGAGAUGCAACUAGAGGGAGAGAGGCCAGAUAAACACACAUUAUCUUCAGUUAUCAGUGUGUCUACUGGGUUGGUGGAUCUUUACCUUGGUAAGCAGUUACAUCAGCUUGUCACAAAGACCGUUCUUCCAGAUUCACCCAUAAACAAUUCCCUUAUUACCAUGUACUCAAGAUGUGGGGCAAUAGUGGAUGCAUGCACUGUAUUUAAUGAGAUAAAGCUUUAUAAAGAUGUGAUCACUUGGAACGCAAUGAUUGGAGGCUAUGCAUCUCAUGGCUCAGCUGCAGAGGCCCUAGAACUUUUCAAACUGAUGAAAAGGCUUAAAAUUCACCCUACCUAUAUAACCUUUAUUUCGGUUUUGAAUGCAUGCGCCCAUGCAGGAUUAGUUGAAGAAGGGUGGAGGCAAUUCAAAUCCAUGAUUAAUGACUAUGGUAUUGAGCCACGGGUUGAGCACUUUGCCUCCCUUGUGGACAUCUUGGGACGGCAAGGGCAGCUUCAGGAAGCUAUGGAUUUGAUAAAUACCAUGCCAUUUAAACCAGAUAAGGCUGUGUGGGGUGCAUUACUUGGUGCUUGUAGAGUUCAUAAUAACGUAGAAUUGGCCCUAGUAGCAGCUGAUGCUUUGAUCAGACUUGAACCAGAAAGUUCAGCUCCAUAUGUGUUGUUAUAUAAUAUGUAUGCUAAUUUAGGACAAUGGGAUGAUGCCGAGAGUGUGAGAGUGUUGAUGGAAGAAAAGAAUGUCAAGAAGCAAGCAGGGUAUAGUUGGGUAGACUGAUUGCCAAUGAGAACUUUGAUGUUUUAGUAGGAUUUCAAUCAGCACUAGAUGUCAGAUCAUGCCAUUGUUAGAGAUGCUUGCAUUCAACUUAACCAUGUUAAUACUGUCAGAUAGGAAAAAUGAUCUUGACUGGUUAAGUACAUGUUGAUGUAAAAUUUUACACGUUGGUUUGACUAUUGACAUGGAAGAAAUAGUGUGUCUUCUGGCAAACGUUCAGAGAUCAGUUUUCCAGUGUCAACAGUACGUGAUUUCAACCUUGGAUGGCUGGAAGAUUGGACUAUUUUUCACUCAAUUUUUGCUUCUUGAAGGAGAUCAAACUUCAAAUCCCAACCCUUCCAUCAAUUUAGAUAUGCAGAAUAUCAUGACAUUGGACCAAGAAUGGAAUGCUUUGGGUUAUCAUCAGAGAAAGCUGAAGUUGCCCGUGGAGCAUGGUACAAGGUCACGCUGACAGGUUCUACAAUCUGGAUUUGCCUGCAUAUAAAGUGGUAGAAUUUUAUAUGGAGGGCAAUGAACAAUUUACUUCAACAAGGUUCAUUCUUUUAAUAGAGAAAAGGUGCAAGAUCCUUCUCUUUCCUUGAUGUUAGAUUUGGGAAAGUAUGCAUCUUGUGCUUAAAAGUGAUUGUAUCCCGACCAAAUACUACCAUUCCCUGAUAUUUAUUUAUUUAUUAUUUUUUAUGAAGGGGGGUCGGGAUCUUUAAAUAGGAGAUAGAACUGAUUGUGAAUAUCUGCGUAGAAAGUAGAGACAUUUGUUUUGUCACAGACAAUGUGGUUAUCUCAAACCAACUUUUUUUUAGAAUAAUAAAGGACUUCACAACAUCCUCAAGUUGUCAGGGACUA